CUUAAUUCACUGUCAGAUAAUUCUUUAUUGAUACAUUUGUUCUGACGACUAUUAAUCACGUGCCCACAGCAAGUAAAAAAAAACGUGGACCCCAGAAAUUACCACUUUGUUUUCACUGAAGAAAUUGACCUUCGAUGAAGGGAGGGAAAAUGUGGUGCCCAGUGCUACUUCAAUGUCAGCAAACAUCCCUGGAAGCGCCUGUUUAUUCGGUUUGCCCUAAAUUAAUCGUUUCUCGGUAUCUUCUCAAGAACCCUUUGUUUGUGGGACGGCGGGUCUGUGGAGCUUUGUCUAUUCGUGGAAAUGCCACCCCAGGACUCCGCCCGAGCUGGGGGUGGGGAAGGAGCCCGGCGAGAAGAGAUCGACUGAGCAUUAAAGUGAGUGAACAAAGAGAAGUCCCGGAAGCGCGCGCCAGCGCCUCUCGGAGCUGCAUCAAGAGACUCCGCUGGGUCAGACUGAGGAUGCAGGCAGCUCCAACCGGCCUCCCAAGGAAAAUAGCGCAAGUAAAUAAUUGAUGGAGAUUGAUCGGACCCGAGACAAAGCUUUGCAGGAAGCCAAUGCAUCCGAUUCUAAGCGGUUUUGGAGUCUUCUGCCAAUUGCAGGAAAUGGAGAGAGGAAUUUGAUGAGCCCCGCUGAUAAAUCUGCAUCUUGGGCGUGGCUCUGGCCUUUUUGUCUUUUUGCCUCCCACCCGCAACUCCAGUUCCCCAUUCUCACCUUCUCUUUUCUGUUUAAAUAACCACUCCGGUUACUUCUCUCCUGUCUUCCCUUCAAUCCCGCCCUCUUUCCAGCCCAGUCCGGUGAGGUCAGCUCAUGAAUACCGCUGCACUUCCUGGGGAGCGUCUGGCACUGCUUGGCACCCCGGGUAUUGCCUGCUGCAUUUGCAGCCCAGCCAACCAAGCAUCGCCGCCGGCUUCCUAGCUCCCAGAGCUCCGAGUCUUUGUGGUUACCGCCUUUGUUCGGAGAAACCGAGUGGGUGUGGAUCCAGUGCAAGCAAGCGUGCCCAGCGAGAAAUUCACCUAUAACACUACGAACUUGAACUUUCUCUGGAAGGUAGAAAAUUAAAUUCGGAGGUCUCCGGAAAACCAGGAGGAAGGCAGUGUUGUUGGUUUGCAUCAACUUCCUGGAAGCAAAAGCCACUACAGAGAAGUGAGAUCUUCUGGAUUUCUAAAGAGAUGACGAUGAGAAACGGGCUUGCCCAGGAAGGUUGGUGGCAGGAAGGAGAGAAGAGGAUGAUCUAGAGAUGGACGCUUCCAAGUGGCAUCCAGUAGGUUCUCUUUAGACUGCCAUGAGUCAGCCACCAUCCGGGGGCGCUGCCCCAGCCGCAACCUCAGCUUCUGCCGCCGCCGCAGCCACGGAGGCUCGCAUGCACCCGGAGGGCAGCAGCAGAAAGCAGCAGCGAGCUCAAUCACCUGCUAGGCCUAGGGACAAUUCUCUCCGACAGGCCGCCGGGGCUGCGCGGUCGCCGCUUGGGGUCGGCCCUAAACUCAAUUCUGUUCGGCAGCAGCAGCUGCUGCAGCAGCAACAGCAGGGUAACAAGACAACCGGUCGAGGCGCCUCCGGGGCGGGCUCUAGAGGAUACGGAGGAGGGGCGGAGAAGGCGGCGCCCUCGCUACCAAAAGGGGCUGCUCCCGGAGCUGUCCAGCCGGCGCCUGGUGCUGAAGGGUCCCCCGCGGCGAUCCCAGGGGCUGUGAGCUGCAGGAGGUCUGGACUGCCUGUGGAGCCACCCCAGGAAAUAGAAUCGGGGCCCUCGAAAGUCGGGGAACCCCCUCCGCUCGGGGGAGGAGGAGGGGGCGGAGAAGGAGGAGGAGCCGGUGGUGGCCCGGGGGACCGGGAGGGGGGCGCUCCGCAGCCGCCGCCGCCCAGAGGUUGGCGAGGGAAAGGCGUCCGCGCUUCGCAGAGGGGUAUUAGCGGGGAGGGAGUCUCCCCUUCGCCACCCACCGCCGCUACAAGCAGAACCCCCGGCCCGGGCAGCAGAAACUCCGGGAGCGGCGGCACAGGGGGCGGCAGCGGUGGUGGAGGGAGCUACUGGAAGGAGGGAUGUCUGCAGUCUGAGCUCAUCCAGUUCCAUCUCAAGAAGGAGCGGGCUGCUGCGGCGGCGGCCGCGGCUCAGAUGCACACUAAAAACGGUGGCGGCGGUAGCCGCAAUUCCCCGGUCGCCGGAGCUCCUGCCAUCUGUGAGCCCCUGGUGGUCCCCUCCUUCUCCCCAAUGGCGGCUGCCGCCGAGGGCCCCCAGCAGAGCGCAGAGGGCAGCAGCAGCGCCGGGGCCAUGCAGGCGGCUGCCCCACCUUCGACCCAGCCGCACUCGCAGCAGCUCCAAGAGCAGGAAGAUAUGCAGGAGGAGAUGGAGAAGCUGCGGGAAGAGAACGAGACUCUCAAGAACGAGAUCGAUGAGCUGAGGACCGAGAUGGACGAGAUGAGGGAUACUUUCUUCGAGGAGGAUGCCUGUCAGCUGCAGGAAAUGCGCCAUGAAUUGGAGAGAGCCAACAAAAACUGCCGGAUUCUGCAGUACCGCCUCCGCAAAGCCGAGCGCAAAAGGCUCCGCUACGCGCAGACCGGGGAAAUUGACGGCGAGCUGUUGCGCAGCCUGGAGCAGGAUCUCAAGGUUGCAAAGGAUGUAUCUGUGAGACUUCACCAUGAAUUGGAAAAUGUGGAAGAAAAAAGGACCACAACAGAAGACGAAAAUGAGAAACUGAGGCAGCAGCUUAUAGAAGUAGAAAUUGCGAAGCAAGCCUUACAGAACGAACUGGAAAAAAUGAAGGAGAAUACUCUCCUGAGGAUCUCCCACGGCAGCCACUUCAGUCGAGUUCUGGUGAAAGGGUUUCUUUGCUUCCACUUGGGACCUACACAACUGCACCUCAGAGCGAUUCAUCUUGGUUCUGUCUUUUAGGGUGGGGCAUUUAAUGUUCUCUUUUUCAUGUUAGCUUUGUGAAUGAUGAAUGGUCUGGCUUUACUUACCACCCAUCUUCUGAAAGAAUGAUAUAGAAAUAAACAGAGAUGAGAAAAAAAAACAAAAAAAUUAUCAAUAAGUAAUUAGAGUCAUGAUAAACACAUUCACUGAACUAAAAAUAUUUUUUAUACCUACUUGAGUUAUUGGCAGUGUAAUGUAUGAGAAGUAUGAGUGAAAGUCAGCAAAAGCAGAAAUGGACUACUUGGGUAUAUAGUAUUUCAGGGAAAACCGUAGUCUUUGAAUGUACUGAAUAUGAAACCACUCAUGUCUGCCGUUCACAGUAAAAAUAUCAGCAAUGUGCUUAAAAAUCUAUGUGUAGGGAUUCUGAAAUGUUGUUAUUUUAGUGGAGUAAACUAUUCUUUGUGUUCUUUGUGCCCACUUACUCUUAUGUUACCUUAGUUUUAAGCACCUUUUCAAUUUUUUAAAAAGUAUUUCAUUCCUUAACUAAUUAAUUUUUUGAAAUGGGAUUUCUUUGUGUAGGUCUGAAACCCUACACAACUUAGGCUGACCUCAAGCUUGAGGUAUUCCUUCUAUCUCUGCUUCCCAAGGUCUGAGGUUUCAGAUGUGUACCAUGUACCCUUGACCUACACAUGCUCUUAACAUGGCAGUAUAAGGAAAUUACUAUUGUUGAUAUAUGCUUCUUGGCCACUAAUCUAGAGUGCCUCUGUGCUACAGUAGAAAAAAUAAAGAUUGAGAAUCAUGUAAUGUGCUUUUACCAGUAACUAACGGGGUGACCUUCAAAGGCUGCUGGCUUCUAUUUUUCUCUACUUAUUCUAAACUGUAAAGAUUGUUUCAAAUGUCUUUUCCUGUGAAAUAUUUUCUAUGUUUCGGUGUCUCUUCCUUGGACAAAUUUUAUCAUGCAGCCCAAGGCAUUGCCAUUUAGAGAAGAACACAUAUCUUUUUUCCCUGAAGUUAUAAAGUCAGUUAUGAAAUCAGUGUAUUGUCUUAAGCAAUAAUGCAUGGUAAAAAGUUUCAACGUUGUAUUGCGUUUCUGGGGAAGGAGGGAAUGAAGUAGGUAACUGAUUUAAUUUUCAAACACUGCAUUCAUAAAAUACCAGAUAAUUUACUUUCUCACUGUCCUGGAGGCCAAAGGUGCAAGGACAAGGUUUCAGCAGGACUGGUGCUUUCUGAGGGCUAUGAAGGAAGGAUCUGUUUGUAAGCCUCCCAUCUUAGCUUGUUGAUGGUUUCGUGUUCCCAUGGCAACCUCCCUAUGGCUACCAAGAAAGUAGCUACAGUGUCUGUGUGCAGGCCCCACCUCACUCACUAGAGCUCCCCCUCCUUCCUCCACCCCGUGUGUGUGAGUGUGUGUGUGUGUGUGAGUGUGUGUGUGUGUGUGUACACGUUGUAUUGAUAUUUGUGGAAGUUGAAGGUCAACCUCAGAUGGAAUUUUCCAUUUCUCAAAAUCUACCCACCUUGUUUGUUGAGACUGGCUUUCUCGCUGACAUCUAUGACUCAAGGACUAGGCUAGGCUGGUUCUCCAGGAAGCUCCAGCGAUCCUCCUACCUCCUCAGGGCAAGGCUUACAGAUAUGCACCACCACACUCAGGCUUACUAUAUGGUCUAAGAAUGUAACUCAGGUACUCAGGUUUGCAAGGCAAUCAAUCACCUUACUGUCUAACACAUUUCUCCAACACUUAAUACUUCCACAAGUCCUAUUAGACUAAAGUCCACACUAAUAUCUUUACUUUCAUUCAUUACCUUUGUAAAAAAAAAGUAUUUCCAAAUAAUUUUCUCCAACCUAGCAAUCAUCAUACCUGGGGAUCAAGAUUUUAGCAUGCGCUUGAAGAAGAAGGUAAAGGAAGAUCAUGGGAUUGCUCAGUGUGGGCAAGUAAGAAGAGUCCAGUGUCAGUUUCAUGACGUCUCUUCCUGUUUGUGUGCGAUCUUUUUGUUGGGGGUGCGGGGUGGCUUCCUGGUCUUUGUCUACACCAUCAAAAACAUUCAAGUAAAACCAAACCUUGCCAGAGUUAAAAGAGACAUAGCUUGUAGUUUGGUGUCUUGUGAAUAUAUCUUAGGUGGAUAUUCUGAACCUUGUGUUUAAGAAUGGCUGAACUUGAGGAAUUGGAAGAUGGCUCAGUGCAUGAAAUAUUCACUGGACAAGCACGAAGGCAUGAGUUCAGAUCCCCAGCACUCCUGUAAAGCAGGCCGUGACAUUUAUCAUGCAUCAGUGACUCCAGUGCUGGGGAGGUGGGAGGUGGGGAGAAAGGCAGAUUCUGUGGCCUCAAUGGCCAGUAAACCCAGAUGAUAUGGGGAGACCCUGGUUCAGGAAAAGGCCAUGUCCUCCAAAAGAAGGUGGAAGGGGAUAGAGAAAGACACUCAACACUAACUUCCAAUCUCCGUAGGCCUCUAUGUGAACUCGUACACAGAUGCACACAAAACAGAAUGGUAUAAGGGCUUUCUGAUUUUCACCCUGUGUCCUGAAAAGGGGAAUGCUCAUAGACCCAUCUACUGGCCAGACAGACAGGCCAUCAUGAAUCUGAAAAUAAAAAUCAUUUCCUUGUCAUGUUUGCUUUCUCAAAGUCCCUGGCACUCAAUUAGGAAAAUGUGGGGAGAGCACCAGACGGGGGGCCAGCAAGAUAAUCCAUGUUCACUGAAAAAUAAGGGGACCUCAAACUGAUUAAAUGAGGUAGUCAUGGAAGUCCAGAGAGUCUAGCAAAAGUUUUUGCAAGAUAUCAGCUUUCUUUGAUUAUUAUGUGUGGGGUCCAUAUAUUUAUGUUCAUGUGCAUACAGUUGCACUCACCUGCAUUUGUGUGUGCAUGGAGGUCAGAGGUCAGUAUCAGGUUCUUCCCCUUCUUGAUCUCUAACUUAAAUUUUGAAAGAGCGUCUCUCACUGAAUCUGGGUGGAGCUCACUGUUGUGGCCAGACUGUCAAAGAUGGGACGUUUUCAUGCCUCUGUCGUUCUUCCCACAAAUGCUGAGGUUGCAGUUAUAAACUGCCAUGUUUGACUUUUAUGUAGCUGCUGGAGAUUUGAAAUCAGGGUUUUAUCCUUGUUCAGCAGACACUUUGGUCACUGAAACCUCCCUAUCCCAGGACAUUAGCUUUUAAAAAUGCCUUUUUACUAAGAAAAAUAAAAUUAGAAAAUGUGUGUUGGGAGGAGGGAAGAAAAGUUGAUUAGAGAAAGACACAUGUGACAUAUGGAAAUGUAGAAAAUACUAAAUUUGGUAAGGAAAAAUAAAAAAUAAUCAGGCAGGCAUAACCAUUUGCCCUAGGCUGACUUCAGAGUGUCAGGAGAGCACCUGUAAGAAACGUAGUUAAAAGUCAGAAAUAUCUUACUCAAAUAAGAUAUUUGGAAUAAUAAUGUUUUUAUUAUCUAAGAGAACAAUGUUAAAACUGAGCUGUAGGCUGGUAAAAUGUCUUAGGAAAUAAAGGCCUCCAAGCCUGACACAAUCUGAAUUUGCAUCCCAGAAUCCACACCUUAAAAGGAAGGGUCCAACUCUCUAAAAUUGACCCCUGGGUUCCAUAUAUGGGUUAUGACAGCCACCCUAAACAAGUAAACAAACAAAUAGAUGAUAGAUAAAUAGGUAAAUAAAUGAAGCAAUAAUGAAAAUAUAGUUAUCAUAUAGAGUGGACCUAAGAACCAUCAGUUUUCUUAUUUGUAAAGUGAAGAUAUUCAAAUCCUUACUGAGAACUAGAAGCCUUUUGUGUCACUCUUCCUGCAGAGGGAAACAGAACAGUGUCAAAUUCUGAUGAAAUGAAAAUGAUAGAGAAAAAUCAUGAAAUAUUAAAUAAAAGCAAACUCUAAUCCUAAGAUUUUAGUUGUAUGUGUGGAUCCGAAUCAAUGCUGAACAGUCCUCCUAAGACCAACAGACCAUCUGCUAGAGUUUGGAACCAUUUUCUGAAACUUUAACUAGCUUCAAGGGUAUUGACCAACUGCUCUCAGAGCUGGCGGCUGCGCAGAGCCCUGUGCACCUGCACACAUCCAUCUGCUUGUCUCCUCCCUCUGAGAGGUUGGAGUGGGCACUUGGGAGUGAGAAGUGAGUAGAAGCAGGAUGAGGGUAAUUGGUUUGGUGCUUUUGCAAUUUGUUCCUUCUAUUGAAACAGCUGAUAGUCUGCCAAGUGUAAACAAGAGGGACCUCUUAAAAUUCUGCCUUCGAGCCUUAAUAGUAUUCUCAUCCCCAAUAUGAAACAUUGAUUUGCCUGUACCAGUAUGUCUUUCUCCUGGAGUAAAAUGCUUUUAUAACCCCGAGAAAGUGACAGGCUGAUUUUCAGCUUCAUAAAGGAUCAAGGAAAUAUAGACUUCUGCUAAAGUUAUUGCCCACAAACAAGGAGCUCUUUGACUGUCACAGUAGGCUUAUGCACACAUAAGAUAAAGUUAGGCUUUUGUAGGAGACUCUGUACACGUCUCUGGAUUGCAUGAAUUUUUCGUCCCUGUGAAAUCAGUCACUUCCCUUCACGGAGUUUUUCUGCUGUUAUUAGAGAGAGGUAGCAUCAUUUUUGGGGCUUCAAAGCUUAUUUUCGUCAUGAGGGAGGAGAUCUUCCUAGGUCAUUUUUAAUGGCCACAGUUUGAAAACCAUCCAUGAUAGAAACUUGUACCAAUGUCAUUUAAAGAAGAAUAAAAGAAAUGAGCUGAUGGUGCAAAGUGUUUGCUGCAUCUUUAUAUUUCAGAACCUCCAUUAUCCUUAUUGUUUCUUCUCUCAGUCUUACAUAAGAAGCAUAGAGAAAAUAAUUCUCUUAAAAUCUUCCAGUUUUGGCUCUAGAAGGCUCUUAACUGAUGCAAGAACAUCAUCUGCCUUGGGAACUUUUUUGUUCUGUGUGCUUGGUUUAUAUAUCCUAUCUAUUAUAGUGAGUGUUCAUCCUGGAACACAGAAAUAAUUAGCAGUAUAAAUUUUAGCAGAAGCAGCACUGUUCUUUUAAUACAUUGUGAUCAUAGCCAUACAUCUGAUGAUUGUACCACAUGAGGCAUUUUAAUAAAUAAGUUUAUGCCCAAUAUGUUUACAAGUUUGUAUGCAUUCUCUUAUAUAAAAUUAGGUUCUUCUAUUAACUACACUUAGUUUCGGUAGGUCAUGUUUACCUAAGUUAUAAGGGGCAGAAAGCAAUUCUGACUUGCAUACCACUAACAGGGUGGACCAUGACACAGUUUUAAUGGGAAAUUCAUCAACAUGAGAUGCGUUUCUGCUUGUCCUGGUGGCAUAUGGAAACAAGAAAAAUGGUCAAUGUCCCUCUGACCUCCUUGGCCUUCUGCACAUGGUGCACAUACACACACUCACAUACACAUACACAUACACAUACAGAUACACAUGCACAUGCACAUGCACAUGCACAUACACACAUACACAUAAAAUAAAUAACUUUCAUACUUAAUGUUGAUGAAAUGACCAUUUUUUUUUUGGUUCUUUUUUUUGGAGCUGGGGACCGAACCCAGGGCCUUGCGCUUCCUAGGCAAGCGCUCUACCACUGAGCUAAAUCCCCAACCCCCAUUAUUUUUAAACUCAUGAGUUCUUUUUUUAGUCACAACUAAUAAUUUGUUGAAUAACAUAGAAAACUCUGCUGGGAAAGCAUUGGGAAGCCUGCCUUCCACAAAGCUACUAUUUGUUGUCAGUGUAUUUUUUUAUUGCACUUUGUUUUGUCCUCUUAUGUGUCUGCACAUGCUCAAGUCAUAGUACCCAUGCAGAGGUCAGGGGACAACUUGUGGGCAUUGAUUUUCUUUCUAACGUGUGGUUCCCAGUGGUUAAGCUUCUGUCAUCAGGUUUGGCAAUAGGUGCCUUUACCCGCUGAGUCAUGUCCCACACUUCAGAACAAAUUCUCAAAAAUAUGUUUGCUGAGGAAUUAUAAACUUUACUGGAUCUUUUAAAUGAAGUCACCCAUGUAGUAGCAUACACUCAGAGGAAAUUUAUAAACUUGGUCGUAGGCAAGUGACUCCUUCCCAGUGGUGAAGAAGAAGCAACGUCAGUUCUCAUACAAGAAAUUGGUAUAUUAUUUUGUGAUUUACUGAAUAUUUCAGUUAUACAGAAGUUACAGAAUUUAUAUGCAAAAGUUCUGACUAUUUACAUAAAAACACAGGUCAGUACAAACCCCACACUUCCAAGUAGACACACACAGUUGAUCAGAUCCCAGUUCCUUUAGUGGUUGGAAUUUUAGCCUCAUGUAUGGGAGACAGUAAAGCUUUAUGUAAGCACAAAGUUCAUGGAACAAUGACAUAACUUAGUGGCAACACUUAGUUCCUUAAAUUAGGAACUAAAAGUCUUCAGAAAAUAAAAUCUUCUCAUGACUCACGAACUUGAGUGUGAUUGAUUAGAACAGGCUCGUGUUCUGGAGUCUGGAAACACAUUUCUUGUGACAAAUACCUAAAUUUUGUAGAGCUGGAUCUCUUUAUUUAUAAAUUCAUAAGUUGAUCUGAAUAUUCUCAAAAGUCCUUAUAAAUGCCCUUUUAUAAAGGGGGCAUUAUAUAUUUUGUCAGCUGUCCAUCUGUGUUCUUCUAGGAAGUACUAUGAUCAUAGGUAAAGCUGAAUUUAUUACUGACAAAGCAUCUAACAAAAGCCACUUAAGGGAAGAGGGGUUUAUUUUUGAUUACAGUUCUAGGGGAUACAGUCCGUGAUGGCAGCAGGAGCUCCGAGUGGCAGGUUGCAGUGUAUCUAUAAUCAGAAAGAAGAGCAUAAUGGCUGCUUGUGCUCCUCUUAGCUUUUUCCUUUUGAUUCAGUCCAGGACCCAAGGUGCCACAGUUAAGGUGUGUCUUCCCACCCACCCUAAUGUAGAUAAUCUCUUAAGGUGUGUCUCAGGGCUUGCCUUCUAGGUAAUUCUACCAAGAUGAUGAUUCUUUCCAGUUUCUCACCACUCUGUUUUGCUUGGGUUUGUAUGUAUGACCAACACAAACCUCAUAAAAUGAGCCUCUAUUAAGAAUCUCUGUCAUCAUCUACUGAAUUCCAAGUCUAUCACUGAGACCUACAUAGUAUAGGUGGUGCCUUUAGACUUUGGGGCAAUAUUAUGGUUUGGAUAUGAUGCCCCCGACAGGCUCAUGCCUGAAUGCUUCAUUCCUGACUGACAGUGCUAUUCGAAGGAAUCUGGAAAUGUCAGGGCUUAAGCCUAGGUUAGGUAAGGAGGAAUUUACUUUUCAAAGUGAUGCCCAGUUCCCAGACGCCUCCUCCUCACACACUACUCUGUGUGUGCAUAAGACUCACAGCCUCCUGGGUCACAGACUCCCACUUAGGUGAUGCUACCCAAACAUGCUUGGGAAAGCAUCCAGGAAUUGAGCACUCUGAAACCAUAAGUUCCAAUAAAUCGUUCCUCUCUUGACCUUGUCCCACUGGGUAUUUUGUAAUAGCAAAUGACAGGCAAUAAUUAACAUAUUGUUCUCUACUACAUCCAUUUACCAUGGUCAACUUUGGCACCAGACAAAUGCUUUUGUGUACUGUUAAAAUGGUCAGAAUGUAACACAUUGUAUACCUUUAAUCCUUUUAUAGAUAAAAACCCAUACAAUUUUGACUUUAAUUUAACAAACAUGAAUUGCUAUUAUGUAUAUAUAAUAUAUAAGGGCUAUCAGAUAUUGUCAUCAUGGAGAUUGUCUAUACCCUCAAAUUAAUUGUUGAAAUAAAAUGAUUUGGGAAUGACAAUUUUUAGUGGAUGGUGUCUUGGCAGGUAAUUAUUAUAUGAAAUGAUUUGAUGUCCAUGAUGUCAGAAGAUUUUCAUAAGAACAUCCACAUUGAAUUCUCUGAGAUCAAGGUCCAGACCUGUUUUGUCCCUAUAGAUUUGUUAACAUCCAGUUUGGUGUCAGGAUACAAUUUGACCAUCUUGAUUUGUAAUAUGACAACUUGCAUUUCAUAGUUAGUAUUUCUUUUUGUUGCUGUUUUGGCUCUGUUGUUUUGAGACCAUGUUUUAAGUACCCUAGGCUCCCUUUAAACCCACUCUGUGGCUGUGGAGAGCCUUGAACUUCUGAUCCUUCUACUACCAGUUCUUAGGUACCAGGAUUACAGACAAGUUUAACCAGCCUGCUUUUACUUCAUCUUUUUUUUCUUUUUAUUCCUUUUCUCCAUCUUUAUUUAAAUUGGUUCUUUCUUAUUUACAUUUCAAUUGUUACUACCUUUCCAGGUUUCCAAGCACACAUCCCCCUAACCCUUCCCCUCCCCUUCUCUAUGGGUGUUUCCCUGCCCAUCCUCCCCCCCCUUACCGCCCUCCCCCCACCAAUCCUGUUCACUGGGGGUUCAGUCUUGGCAGGACCAAGGGCUUCCCCUUCCACUGGUGAUCUUACUAGGCUAUUCAUUGCUACCUAUGAGGUCAGAGUCCAGGGUCAGUCCAUGUAUAGUCUUUAGGUAGUGGCUUAGUCCCUGGAAGCUCUGUAGGUUUUCCACACGUUGUACUAUAAAUUCCCUCAGACUUGGUUGAGUUUAUCUGCAUUGUUUCCAUAGCAACCAGAGGGCAGUCUGACACAAACCUGAUAAACAGUAACUAUGAAGAACAAAAAUUAUAAAAUUGUAAUUAGAUUUUUUUAAUUAAAAAACCCAAAACAACAAAAACAAACAAACAAAACAACAUCAGAAGAGUGAGGCAAAACCAAAGUGUUUUUAUGGAGCCUAAUGCAAUAUAAAGAAGAUGAGAAGGAAGCUGGGGGAUGAAUGCAGCCUUACUUGCUGUGCUUGCCUGCCCCACUGCUCUCUGCAGGCUGCAGACAGAGUAAAGCACUGCUCAUCAAAUGUGUUAGACCACAGGGUGUGUUAACCAGUUCUGUAGCGUUAUUGACUCCAAAGCUAAAGUCUUAGGUCUCUGAAUUUAAGAUGCAUACUUCUUAUAAAGGGAUGAAUGUAUAACAUACGUUUAAAACGUGGGGCUAAGGAGGAGGACGCUAAAACGAUGAGCUCGAUGCCAUGGGAGCACCUUGUUAGCUGUUGAAAUAAGAAUUCACAUAGUUCCUCGGUCUCUUAAGACCCACACUGCUUUGGACAGAUAACACACAAUUUCAUUUCAUAUUGGGAAGUAUUUUCUAAAUAAAACAUCCAAUUGUUUAAUGAUUUUUAGAUUUGACGGCAUUUUAAGAGAUAUACAAUUAUUUAUUUGAUUUUUUAUUGGAUUUUUUUAAAUUUACAUUUCAAAUGUCAUCCCCUUUCCUGGUUCCUAUCCAUGGACUUCCCCAUCCUAUCCCCCCCCCCUUUCUUCUAUGAGGGUGUUCCCCCACCCAUCCACCCACACCUUCCCGCCUCCCCACCCUGACAUUACUUUACAUUGGGGGGCCCAGCCUUGGCAGGACCAAGGGCUUCUCCUCCCACUGGUGACCAAAAAGGCCAUCCUCUGUUACAUAUGCUGCUGGAGGAAUGGGUCUGUCCAUGUGUAUUCACUGGAUGGUGGAUUAGUCCAGGGGAGGUCUGAUUGGUUGGUAUUGUUAUUCUUAUAGGGUUGCAAACCCCUUCAGCUCCUUCAAUCCUUUCUCUAACUCCUCCAAUGGGGUCCCCAUUCUCAGUUCAAAGGUUGGCUGCCAGCAUCUGCAUCUGUAUCAGUAAGGCUCUGGCAGAGCCUCUCAGGAGACAUCCAUAUCAGGCUCCUGUCAGCAUGCACUUCUUGGCAUCAGCAAUAAUCUCUGGGUUUGGUGGAUGUAUAUAUAUGGGCUGGAUCCCCAGGGUGGGGCAGUCCCUGGAUGGCCUUUCCUACAGACUCUGCUCCAAACGUUGUCUCCAUAUUUCUUCUAGUGAGUAUUUUAGUUCCUGCUUCUAAGAAAGACUGAAGCAUCUGCACUUUGGUCAUCAUUCUUUUGAGCUUCAUGUGGUCUGUGGAUUGUAUCUUGGGUAAACCAAGCUCUUGGGCUAAUAUCGACUUAAAAGUGAGUGCAUACCAUGUGUGUUUUCUGUGAUUGGGUUACCUCACUCAGGAUGAUAUUUUCUAGUUCCAUCCAUUUCUCUAUGAAUUUCAUAAAGUCAUUGUUUUUAAUAGCUGAGUAGUACUCCGUUGUGUAAAUGUACCACAUUUUCUAUAUCCAUUCUUCUGUUAAGGGAUAUCUGGGUUCUUUCCAGUUUCUGGAUAUUUUAAGGCUGCUGUGAACAUAGUGGAGCAUGUGUCUUUGUUAUAUGUUAGAGCAUCUUUUGGGUAUAUGCCCGGGAGUGGUAUAACUGGGUCCUCUGGUAGUACUUUGUCCAAUUAUCUGAGGAAACUCCAGAAUGAUUUCUAGAGUGGUUGUACCAGUUUGCAAUCCCACCAACAAUGGAGGAGUGUUCCUCAUUCUUCACAUCCUCGCCAGCAUCUGCUGUCACCUGAGUUUUUGAUCUUAGCCAUUCUGACAGGUGUGAGGUGGACCCUCAGGGUUGUUUUGAUUUCCAUUUCUCUGAUGACUAAGGAUGUUGAACAUUUCUUUAGGUACUUCUCAGCCAUUUGAUAUUGCUCAGCUGAGAAAUCUUUGUUUAGCUUUGUACCCCAUUUUUAAUAGGGUUAUUUGGAUCUGUGGGAGUCUGACUUCUUGAGAUCUUUGUAUAUAUUGGAUAUUAGCCCUCUAUUGGAUGUAGGGUUGGUUAAGAUCUUUUCCCAAUCUGUUGGUUGUUUUUUGUCCUAAUGACAGUGUCCUUUGCCUUACAGAAUCUUUGCAGUUUUAUGAGGUCCCAUUUGUCAAUUCUUGAUCUUAUAGCAUAAGCCAUUGUUGUUCUGUUCAGGAAAUUUUCCCCAGUGACCAUGUUUUCUAGGCUCUUCCCCAAUUUUUCUUCUAGCAAUUUGAGUGUAUAUGGUUUUAUGUGGAGGUCCUUGAUCCACUUGGACUUGAGCUUUGUACAGGACUAUAGAAAUGGAUUGAUUUGAAUUCCUCUACAUGUUGACCACCAGUUGAACCAGCACCAUUUGUUGAAAAUACUGUCUUCUUUCAACUGGAUUGUUUGAGCUCCUUUGUCAAAGAUACUCAUAGGUGUGUUGGUUUAUUUCUGGGUCAUCAAUUCUAUUCCAUUGAUCAACCUCCCUGUCUCUGUACCAAUACCAUACAGUUUUUAUCACUAUUGUUCUGUAAUACUGCUUGAGUUCUGUGAUAGUGAUUCCCUCUGAAGUCCUUUUAUUGUUGAGAUUGGUUUUAGCCCUCCUGGGUUUUUUGUUAUUCCAGAUGAAUUUGCAGGUUGUUCCUUCUAACUCUAUGACCAAUUGGAUUGGAAUUUUGAUGGGGAUUGCAUUUAAUCUGUAGAUUGCUUUUGGCCAAAUGGCCACUUUUACUAUAUUAAUCCUGCCAAUCCAUGAGCAUGGGAGAUCUUUCCAUCUUCUGAGAUAUUCUUCAAUUUAUUUCUUCAGAGGUUUGAAGUUCUUAUCAUACAGAUCUUUCACUUGCUUGGUUAAAGUCACACUGAGAUAUUUUAUAUUAUUUGGGACUAAUAUGAAGUAUGUCGAUUCCCUAAUUUCUUUCUCAGCCUGUUUAUCUUUUCUGUAGAGGAAGGCUACUGAUUUAUUUGAGUUAAUUUUAUACCCAGCCACUUUGCUGAAGGUGUUUUUCAGGUUUAGUAAUUCUCUGGUGGAACUUUUGGGAUCACUUAAAUAUACUAUCAUAUCAUCUGCAAAUGGUGAUAUUUUGAUUUCUUCUUUUCCAAUCUGUAUCCCUUUGAUCUCCUUUUGUUGUCUGACUGCUCUGGCUAGAACUUCAAGAACUAUAUUGAAUAAGUAGGGAGAGAGUGUGCAGCCUUGUCUAGUCCCUAAUUUUAGUGGGAUUGCUUCAAAUUUCUCUUCAUUUAGUUUGAUGUUUGCUACUGGUUUGCUGUAUAUUGUUUUUACUAUGUUUAGGUAUGGGCCUUGUUUUCCUGAUCUUUCCACGGCUUUUAACAUGAAGAGGUGUUGAAUUUUGUCAAAUGCUUUCUAAGCAUCUAAUGAAAUGAUCAUGUGGUUUUUUUCCUUGAGUUUGUUUAUAUAGUGGAUUAUGUUGAUGAAUUUCUACAUAUUGAAACAUCCCUGUGUCCCUGGGAUGAAGCCUACUUGAUCAUAAUGGAUGAUUGUUUUGAUGUGUUCUUGGAUUGAGUUUGCAAGAAUUUUAUUGAAUUUUCUUGCAUUGAUAUUCAUAAAGGAAAAUGGUCUGAAGUUCUCUUUCUUUGUUGGGUCUUUGUGUGGUUAAGGUAGAAGUGUAAUUGUGGCUUCAUAGAAGGAAUUGGGUAGUGCUCCUUCUGUUUCUAUUUUGUGGAAUAGUUUGGACAGUAUUGGUAUCAGGUUUUCUAUGAAGGUCUGAUAGGAGUUGCCACUAAAGUCAUCUGGUCCUGGGCUUUUUUUUGUCGGGAGACUUUUAAUGACUUCUAUUUCUUUAGGAGUUAUGGGAUGGUUUGGCAGGUUUAUCUGAUCCUGAUUUAACUUUGGUAUCUGGUAUCUGUCUAAAAAAAUGUCCAUUCCAUCCAGAUUUUCCAGUUUUAUUGAGCAUAGGCUUUUGUAGUAGGAUCUGAUGAUUUUUGAAUUUCCUCAGUGUCUGUUGUUAUGUCUUCAUUUUCAUUUCUAUUUUUGUUAAUUUGGAUACUUUCUCUCUGCCCUCUGGUUAGUCUCCCUAAGGGUUUAUCUAUCUUUUGAUCUUCUCAAAGAACCAGACCUUGGUUUUGUUGAGUCUUUGUAUAGUUCUUUUUCUUUCUACUUGGUUGAUUUCAGCCCUGAGUUUGAUUAUUUUGUGCUCUCUCCUCUUUUAUGUAUAUGCUUCUUUUUGUUCUAGAACUUUUAGGUGUGCUGUCAAGCUGUUAGUUUAUGCUCCCUCCUGUUUCUUUUGGGAGGCACUCAGAGGUAUAAAUUUUCUUCUUAGCACUGCCUUCAUUGUGUUUCAUAAGUUGGGGUAUGUUGUGCUUUCAUUUUCAUUAAAUUCUAAAAAGACUUUAGGAAGUUGUCACUGAGUACAGCAUUGUGCACAUUUCAUGUGUAUGUGGGCUUUCUGUGGUUUUGGUGUUAUUGAAGACCAGCCUUACUCCGUAGUGAUCUGGUAGGGUGCAUGGGAUUAUUUCAGUCUUUUUGUAUCUAUUGAGGCCUGUUUUGUGACUGACUUUAUAGUCAAUUUGCUGAGAAGAAGGUAUAUUCUUUUGUUAAAUCCAUUUGUUUCAUAACUUCUCUUAGUUCCUCUGUGUCUCUGGUCAGUUUCUGUUUCCAUGAUCUGUCCCUUGAUGAGUGGGGUGUUGAAGUCUCCCAUUAAUAUUGUGUGUUGUGCAAUGUGUGCCUUAGCUUUAGUAAGAUUUCCUUUAUGAAUCUAGGUGCUCUUGCAUUUGGUAAAUAGUUAUUCAGGAUUACUGACUAUAAAGUGUCCUUGUUUAUCUUUUUUGAUAACUUUUAGUUGAAAGUCAAUUUUAUAAUAUUAGAAACAACAAGCUUUGUUUCUAAACAAACUACUCUAGCUUGUUUCUUGGGACCAUUUGCUUGGAAAAUUGUUUUCCAUCCUUUUAUUCUGAGGUAGUGUCUAUCUUUGUUACCGAGGUGUGUUUCCUGUACACAGCAAAUCAUGGGUCCUUUUUAGGUAUCUAGUCUGUUUGUCUAUAUCUUUUUAUUGGGAAAUUGAGUCCAUUGAUGUUGAGAGAUAUUAGGGACCAUUGAUUGUUGUUUCCUGUUAUUUUUAUUGUUAGAGGUAGACUUUGGGUUAGUUGAAAUUAGAUAACUAUCUUGCUUUUCCUAGUGUGUAAUUUCCCUCCUUGUGUUUGAGUUUUCCAUCUAUUAUCCUCUCUGGGGCUGGAUUUGUGGAAAGAUAGUGUGUAAAUUUGGUUUUGUCAUGAAAUACCUUGGUUUCUUUAUGUAUUUAAUUGAGAGUUUUGCUGGAUACAGUAGCCUGGGUUGGUAUUUGUGUUCUCUUAGGGUCUAUAUGACAUCUGUCCAGGAUCUUCUGGCUUUCAUAGUCUCUGGUGAGAAGUCUGGUGUAAUUCUGAUAGGUCUGUCUUUAUAUGUUACUUGACCUUUCUCCUUUACUGCUUUUAAUAUUAUUUCCUUGUUUUGACUGUUUGUGAUAGUAGGAAUUUCUUUUGUUUUACAAACUACUUGGGGUUCUGUAUGCUUCUUCUAUGUUCGUGGAAUCUCUUUAGGUUAGGGGAGUUUUCUUCUAUAAUUUGUUGAAGAUAUUUAAUGGCCCCUUAUGCUGAGAAUCUUUGCUCUCCAUACCUAUUAUCCUUAGGUUUGAUCUUCUCAUUCUGUCUUGGAUUUCCUUGAUGCUUUUGGUUAGGAGUUUCUUGCGUUUAAUUUUUUUUUUGACUGUUGUGUCAAUGUUUUUUAUGGUAUCAUCUGCUCCUUAGAUUCUCUCUUCUAUCUCUUUUAUUCUGUUGGUAUUGCUUGCAUCUAUUACUCCUUCUCUUUUUCCUAGGUUUUCUAUAUCCAGGGUUGUCUCCCUUUGUGAUAUCUUUAUUGUUUCUAUUUCCAUUAUUAGAUCCUAUAUGGUUUUGUUCAAUUCCUUCACUUGUUUGAUUGUGUUUUCCUAUAAUUCUUAAAGUGAUUUUUGUGUUUCCCUCUUUUGUUUCUGUGUAUUGUCCUGUAUUUCUUUAAGGGAGUUAUUUAUGUCCUUCUUAAAGUCCUCUAUCUUUAUCAGGAGAUGUGAUUUUUAAACCCAAUUCUUGUGUUUCUGGUGUGUUUAGAUAUUCAGUUUUGCUUUCGUAGGAGAACCGGGCUCUGAUGAUGCCAAGUCGUCUUGAUUUCUGUUGCUUAGGUUUCUGUGUUUGCCUCUUGCCAUUUGUUUGUCUCUGGUGUUAGCUGGUCUUGCUUUCUCUGACUGUGACUUGACUCUCCUGUAAGCCUGUGUGUCAGCAGUCCUGGAGACCAGCUUUCUCUCAGAAGUAUCUGUGUACAGAGAGCUGUGUCAUAGGGUCAGCUCUGGAUGCAGGCGAAAAUGGAAGGAUCAUGUCCCAGACUGCUCUUCCAUUCCUGUGUCCUGCGGGUUCCAGGCAGGUUCCCUUGAACCAGGAACGUGUGCAGAAGUUAUAGUCUCCCUUGUGUUCUCAGGAUUGUCUGUACUUCUGAGAGUCCUGCUCUCUCCCUGGGCUGCUAUUUUUUAAGAUAUAUACAAAUAUUUAUUUGAUGUUUUUAAUAGAUAUACAAUUAUUAAUUUGACCUUUUAAAAUAUAAUUUCAUUUUCUUAUAUUCUAUGGUCAUUUAAACUGUUCUUUAUACAGAUGAUAAAUGACAUUUGAAGAUGUCAUUAAGCUUCCCUCAUGACAUUUUCCACUUCAUACUUAUAUAUUUUAGUUAAUAGGGCCAUUUAUAUUCAGCCCAAUUCAACUUAGAAGCACUUAAAAUAAAAAAUUCAAAGUACCUUGCAUUCAUCUGCUGCCUCACUCAGUUGUUUCCAGUAGUCAAGCCAGUUAAUCAUAAAAGCAAAUGCCUCAUAAAAUUAGCUCUGUUACCUUUUCUUCAUAAAUUUUCCUAAUAUCCCGUUGGACAAGAAUCUUAAAUUGUAGCAUAAAUAAUUACACAGACCAUUUGUAUUGCAUUGCAUUGUUAAAUACUGACAGUUUGUACGAAGGUAUAUCCUCUGUUUCCUUGCACAUGAAAGAAAAAUUUCAGACCAUGAUCCAUUUAUUUAAUUUUAGGAAAAGCUCACAUGGAAGCUAUUCUCUUCCAAAGAUACCUAUAGCUAUUAGAGAUCCAGUUAUGUGUAAAUUAGUAUAAUUGCAUUUUAUAAGGACUAUUUUGGUAGUUAUCCUGUUCUUAAUUCUAUUGCUAUUAACUCUAAGAAUUUGGGGGUUUUAUAACAUACAUUUAUGUAAUUUUUAGCUUUCUCUAUUUCUGAACUUAAAAAUGAAGUAAGGAAUUAAAAAGUCAGUUCAUUCAGACCCUGAGACUGUUAUAGUACAUGGCUUCAGUUUCAAGCCAUCUUUACUUUCAUAUGACCUUAUUUUAUAUAGCCAUCUAAAAAAUCUUAUCUUGUCCUUAACUGCUUUCAAUCUCAGUCUCUAUACAACUGAACUGUAAACAAUAUUCUUACAUUUGUUUUCCAGAAAAACUCAGACACACUCUCUUCUGGAACAGUGAUUUUUAAAAGUUGUCAUUGGUAGACUUCAUACAGGAUUGGUAUAUUGAAAUUAUUGAACUAAAAGUAAUGGCUCUCUUAUUAUCGAUUCAAUUUACUUUUAGCUCUUAGAUUUUGUUUGCAAUGAGCAAAUAUGAGUUCAGUGAUGGAUUCAUGGUUAAGAGAAUCAAGCAGGACUUUGCUUUUGGAGGAGACCAAAAACACAUGGACACCAUUAUCCCUUUGAUUGAUAGAUGGGUGGAUGGAUGGAUGGAUGGAUGGAUGGAUGGACAGAUGAUAGGGUGAGCAAGCUGUGAAAACAACAUUACAGAUACAGUGGCAGCUGAUCUAAGAAGCAUGUCUCCCUGGUAGUAUCCGUUGACUGUUGACAGAUUGAAGGGGACUUGGCUACUACAUUUUAUGUAGUGUUGAAAGGACAAAGACUUGAGAAACACCCUGUCCCACACACCUUCCAUUUCCUUGCCUCAGCAUUCCUGCCAGUGCCUUUGUGGUUGAACCAAUGUUUGAGUGAAUGAGGCUGGGGACUUGGAGGACUCUCCCUACCCUUGCUGGCCUCCAGUGAAUGUCUUCGUGUAGCACAGAACAAUGCAGAGAAAUGGCAAGGCAUAUCUUGGUAACUACAAAGAUCAUAACAAGGUCAGAGAUUGAUGCCUGGGUGCAUCUGCAUGAUCAUCUUUGCUUAUAAUAUGUCCAAACUGUGCAGUCUAUAAAUCCAAGGGCAUUUGCUCAAUUUGUAGAAGCCUUGUUGCAUUACACAGGCUUGUUUAUCACAUGCUCUAUUUUUUCUUUCUAGCAUUUAUUUCAGUAACUCUGGACAGCUAGCCUCUCUCAUUCUUUUGCUUUUGACCCUUCUCUGUAUCCCUAGGAAAUUUCUCAGAAUCUCAUAAUCAUUGUAUCAGUUCUUUACCACAUCGGCAUGUCUGCUUUAUAAAGACAUCCAGAUGUCGUGUUUUGAAUUUUAGUGUCUGAAUUAUCUAAUUCCCAGGAGCGACCAAGGCAUGACGUAGACUUACCAGUUCAGCCCCCUUUUCUGGAACUUAGUCCACAGAGACUGUCUGUGCUAUUAUUAAGAGUACAGUCUCUCUCUCUCUCUCUCUCUCUCUCUCUCUCUCUCUCUCUCUCUCUCUCUCUCUCUUCUCUCUUCCUCUCCUGGCUUGACACGAAAAAAAAAAAAGAGUACAGUGUUGGCUAAAACUGCCUUCUUUUUCUCAGACUAAGAAGAUUUCAGACAUCCUUUGAUUUCUGAUUGUUUGAUUGCUUUUUCUUUUUCUCUUGUUAAUUUUUAAAAAAAAAAUCAACCUGGUAAAUUUUGUUUGGUGCUUGAGGUAUACUUUAAAGCCAUACAUUUUCAAACCAAUCCAUUAUUUAAGUAUACAAUUUAAUGGCAUUUAGUACAUAUGAGUUCAACCAUACCCAAGACUAUUCAAAUCUUUCCAUAAAGAUCCCUCAAGGCUCUUUUGUAUUCACAUUCUAUCUUCAGCCCCUCUUCCUUAUCCUCAAUCAACUACAGAGACACCUACCACUUUCCACUGUGCUAUUCUCAACAUUUUGUAGGAUUGUCAUUGUACAAUGGGUGACCUUUACAUGUGGCUUCUUUUACACAGACUCAAGGUUGUCAGGCAGUUCAUACAUGCGGUGUCUUAGAAUACUCUCUUUCUUUUCUUUAUUUAAUGUAUAUGAGCCACUGUCAUUAUCUUCAGACACACCAGAAGAGGGCAUCAGAACUGAUUAUGGAUAGUUGUGAGCCACCAUGUGGUUGCUGGGAUUUGAACUCAGAACCUCUGGAAGAGCAACUGGUGCUCUUAACCUCUGAGCCAUCUCUCCAGCCCUCUCUUUUCAAAUGAUAUAAAUGACUUAAAUAAUUCUUCUAUUUUAAAUGUUUUUAUAUUUAUUUUUAACUAUAUAUAUGUGUGUGUCAGGGUUGGGGUUGGGUAUGUGUAUGUGUCUGCAAUCACAGGUGCCAGUGACGGCCACAGGCAUCAGAUCUCCCUGGAGCUCAUGGGACUAUGUGCUAUAUGACAUGGAUGCUGGGAACUGAACGUGGGUCCUCUGUAAGAACAGUAUGCAGUCUUAACCACUGAGCUAUAUCUCUUCAGCAGUCUGUGUUUCUUCAUAUAUGUAAGUUGCUGUACAAAAUUCAUACUUACAAGGCAUUUUUAUUAUUCUUUCAUACAUAUACUUAACAUAUAAUUAUCAAGUCAAAGCAAUUAGCAUUUAUAGCUAAUUUACAGCUCCUCAGAAAUGAUCAGUUCUGUGUGAUGGGAAGCUUGAACCUCUUUUAGUUAUUUUGAAGUAUAUUAUAGAGGGUUAUAGGCUAUUAGGUACACUGCCAUGCCAUAAUCUAUUCAAACUGAUUUCCCCUACCUAUUCUAGUUAUCCAAUGCCGUUUUUCCCCUCUGCUCUUUCUAACCUUCAGUGGUCAUAGUUCUAGUCUACAUUUCUCUAUAAUCAGAAGUUUUAGCUUCUGAAAUAAGCCAGUCAGUCCUCUUGUGCCUAAUUUUACUUUACAUAAUGCUUUCCAGGUUUGUUUCCAUAGCUGACAAAAUUUCAUCCUUUUGUGGAUAGAUAUUAUUCCAGCAUGUGUGUGACAGUAGAUGUGAAUGUUUAACUUGACUAAAUGUAGAAGUUUUUAUGGGAUUAGGAGAGUGAGGGCCCUUCCAGGGGAGUUUGAUCCAUUAGUGGAUUCAAAGUUUGAAUAUACUAUUGGUAUGUGGUAGAACUGAAGAAGGGUGAGCUUGACUGAAGAAAGUAAGUCUUUGAGGGUGUGUCCUUGUGGCAUCUUUCUGUCUUGGCCCUUUUUCUGCUUCCUGUCUGGCUUGAUAUGAGAUACCCCAAUGUCUUCCCUGCAAGAUAGAAUGAAAUCUCUGUGCCUGGGAGCUAAAAAUCCUUCCUCCUUAAAUUUACUUUUGUCAGAUGAUACAGAGGCAAUCAACAGGGUGGGUACAUCGCACACGUGCUUUAAUCAUUCAGCAUCUCUGGAUAUCUUAUUGAUUCCAUAUCUUGAUUAUCUUGGAUGCCCUGCAAUAAGCAUGAAUGAUCAUUAUCUCUUUAAUAGGAUGGUUUGUUUUCUUUAAGAUCUACAUUUCUUGUUCCUAUGGUAGUUUUAGUUUGAAGAACUUCCCUACUGCUUUCCACACUGGCUAUACUAAUUUAAGUUCCUAAAAGCAGUAUGUAAGAAUUUUCCUUUUUUGUCAUCCUCACUACCAUUUGGUUUUGCCUUUUGCCAUUUGUAGUUUUUAUGUAUUAUAUAUGUUUCACAUGCAUGCGCACAUGCACAGUAUUGGUGUGGAGGCCAGAGGCUGACUCUCGGGAAUUAGUUCUCUCCUCCCACCUUGUCAGUUCUGGGUAUUGAACUCUGACUGGUUAUGAGGCUUGGCCAAAAGAGCCUUUACCCACUGAGCCAGCUCAAAAGGCCAUUUUCCCUCAUUGCAUAAAGUAACCUUAACUUGGUGUAUUUUCUUCUUCCUGUUUGUUUUUGGAAUUAUCUCACUGAAUGUCAAAAAGAAAUAUUUGUGCAUGUCACAUUGGCUCACUAGGAAGGCUUUAGCUGCCCACUUAAUGCUUCUUGUUCCAUUGUUGUUACAAGGGUAUAGUCACCUUGGUCUGUAAUUUCCUUUCAGUUUUUGGGAGCUACUAGCAAUCAGUUUCUAUUUAAGGUAAAAAUGAAAUUAAGUCUAACUCUGAAUACUGAGUGAUCCUAGGUUUAGGGGAUACUUUAAUCUCAGAAAAAUUUGAAAGAAGCUUACCUGUAGUUUAUACAAAACAAUACCUUUCCUCCAAGGCUUUUCAAUGUGUGAAGAUGGUAAGGAAAAUUAUACCUUGGGACUCAUUGUUCAGUUUGUCAUCCUCCCCAUCCCUGAAGGGUUCUUUGCUGUAUUGAAAUUUUAAUAAGAGGACUGUUCUUUGCAAUUGAGCUGGGCAUCUUCUUCAGAUGCAUGGGCACGCGCAACUUUUUGUGCUUGUACUGGGAACACAAGGUAGAGGGAGAUGUGUUUGAAUACCUCAGAUUCCUGUGUUUUACUAAUCUCCAAGAACCACUUCUGGGGACUUUCUUUCCUCCUUUCAAGGCAUUUUAUAAAUGAUCGACUUUUCUGACAUAGAAAAGUUUUAUUAAAUAUCCUAACUAUAUGUUCAUAUCAGGAUGAAUUUUCAGGUACUCAUGCUGUUAUAUCCAUUCCUCAGCAUCCUGAUAUUUUGGAAUAGCAGCUUUAGGCAUGUUUGGUACAAUCCUAUCAAACAUACUCACAUUACAGUCACAUCGCUCAUGACUGAGUUGGCUGAGACAUCAUGCAGUAGGGAUUGGACUUCCAUUCAUAAAUGCUCUACAUGGCUUUUAGUUUGUUUGCCUCAUUGUAGAGAAGGUCCAUAAGGAACUGCUAUCAUUGCCAUACAUGGCCUUCUAAAUGUCUGAAUUGCUGAGCUAGAAUGACGGUUAUUAUCCUACUCAAUAACCACAGCAAAUUAAAUGGAAUUUGAAAUUUCUGCAUUUGUUGAUGGGCGUUGUUGAAAAGCAUACCUUACUCAUAGAUGGGGCAAACAAACAAAACCACAAAACCAACAACGCGUUGUGCAAAACUCUCCCAGUCUUAACUCAGUAGAGUUUUCUGAAGCUUUUGGCUGGUAUAUAACUCCUCUAUUAUAUUAUAAAUGCUAUUAAAGAAGCAUUUAUAAUGUGCCUUUGCUUUGAGAAAUAAGAUACCCUAGCCUUGAGACCAGUUUUUUUUUUUUUUUUUUUUUUGGUUCUUUUUUUUUUUUUUUUCGGAGCUGGGGACAGAACCCAGGGCCUUGCGCUUCCUAGGUAAGCGCUCUACCACUGAGCUAAAUCCCCAGCCCCGAGACCAGUUUUUAUUAACAGUUUGGCUGACUUUCUGACUGGCUAUCCAUACUCCAACAAUGUUCUCAUAAUGACAAAGAGAUUACUUGUUCAAGAAAACUAUCUGACCAGUACCUUUGAGCCCCCCGGGGAACCUAGAGAAACUUGAAUAAUCAAGUUUUUCCUACAUGUCUAGAAAUUAUUUGAUCAUAUAGUAGGAACCACACCAUGAAAGACUGAGCACCAGUUAUUAGAUCCAAACCUGAUUUAUACAAGAGACAUUUUCACAAAGCUGUGUGAGCCUCAGCUAUUAGUCUCCUCCCCGUACUCCUGUGUUUCCACAGCCACUGAAUCCCAUUAACAAAAACAAGCCUCUAUUUCUCUCUGUUAGCCCAUAUCCUUAAAGACCUUUAAUUUCUUUGGAGUUGAGUUUCUAAAUUCUGGCUCACCUAACUUUUGUUAUGGAGAGUACAUUUUCUCAUCUAAAAGCCUUUAAGCACUAUACCAAGUAGUAUGGUAAGAAAAGUUUAGAGGUGUCCUAAAGUCAUUGCUACUACCAAAGAAUGACUUUAGAAAGGAAAUACCAGCAUAGGACAGUGGUUCCCUGAGUUUCAGGCCAGUCUGGUCUAUAGAGCAAGUUGCAAGACAGCCAGGGAUAAGCAGAGAAAAACCGUGUCUGAAAAAACCAAACGAAACCAAACAAAUAAACAAAAAAAAACCCAAAACAAUAACAACAACAAAAACAAAACAAAAACCCAGCCACCAAAACCAAAACAACAAAAAAAAAAUAAAGAACUAUACAUAACUUAUUUAACCCUAAAGUAAGGACCCUGCUUCUCAAACAGGAGAAUACUAGUGUUCUCUUUCUCUGUUAGCUUUCAAGCUUAUAUGUUAUAUUAUUUAAUAACAAUAAAUUUAUAUAAUUCUAUACCCAAUCUGAUCUUUUGCAUGUAUCAUCUUUACCGCAGUGGGAAAAAAUGGAGGAGCUAAAGAGAGAAACGUCAUUGAAUUGUUUGUAUCAAUAACAGAAUCUGAUCCUUGCUAUUUCUAUUCAACAUUGAAUCAACACUUUUAAGACUUAGGUUACUAUGUGGAUGUGUGUAGACCUGGGUUUAUAUAUGUGCACCAUGUUUGUGCAGGAGCCUGUGGAGGCCAGAAGAGGGUAUAGAAUCCCCUAGAACUGGGGUUACAGGAGGUUGAGGGGCACUAUGUCUGUGCUCUGAACCAAAUCCAGAUUCAAAUCCAAAGCAGCAAGGGCUCUUUACUGCUGAGUCAUUUCUUCAGCAACUGAAUACAAAUUCACAGAGCAGAACAACAUGUUUAUAAACUCGCCUCUCUACGUUUGACUUGCACCUUUGUGACUGGGCAUCUUUAAGAAGGAUACCAUUCUUAUUGAGCAUUAAAAAACAAAGCCAGUGUUUCUGUUUAGUAUUGUAUCCUGGGAACAGAUGCUAGAGUUAGUCGAUUUCCCAGGCUGAUUCCUGAAGUGGAUGAGUUAAGGAUGCUUUGCCUUCUCUCCUGCUCCAUGCUGUGCAUCCCACCUUGCUAUUGGCCUUCUUGCCUCUCUAUGGAACCUUGGCAAAUGGAUCCUAGGGCUUCUUGGGUACAGCUCUCUCUUGGCAUUUGCCUUCAUGUUUACCUAUGACUUAUUAGGUGAAAUCUUGUGAAAAUCAAGCUUUUCUCUGCCUAGAAAGACUGUAGGAGCAAAAGGAAAAGACAAAUUUGGUAAAACUAAUGGCUAAUUUGAUAUUUUUUUCAUAUAUUUUUAAGUAUUUCCCCCCAACACAUCGUAAAUCCUCUCCACAUUUCUACACAACUGAGUUUAUGUCCUUUCCCUGUGUUUCAAUUAUAUCUCUAUAUCUAUCUAUCUAUCUAUCUAUCUAUCUAUCUAUCUAUCUAUCUAUCUAUCUAUCAGAACAAACAACCAAAAGCCCAAUAAGAUAAAAAACAAGCCAAAGGAAAGCAAAAUGAAACAAAACACCAACCAAAAACUUCUGAGUUCAUCUGUACUGUAGUGUCAUUGAUACACAUAGUAACAUUCCAUUGGAGAAAACUGUUUUUCCAUUUGCCAUUUAGUAUCAGUUGCAGAUAGCUUCUUGGUUAAGGGUUGGAAGCCCUGUCCACUUUCCCCUCUCAAUGUUGGCACCCCAUCUGGCUCGAACCUCUGCAAGUCUUCUGCAUAUUGCUAUAGUCUCUGUGAGUUCAUAUAUGCAGCAAUAUUGUUGUGUCUGGAAGAUGGUGUUUCUUUGGAGUAAUUCUUUACCUCUGGUUCCUAAAAUAUUCCUUCCCCCUCUUUUCAUACAUCAGUGAACAUUGAGGGGAGGGAUUUGAUGCACACAUCUAAUUUAAGACUGAGUGAUCAAAUGCUCUCCCUCUCUCUACACUCUCCAGGAGUUGACAGAUUUUAAUUUGAAAGUUAGAUCUAGGAAGAGGUCACUAUAAUGAUGUGCACACAAUCUCUUCCUGAAGAUGAGGAAUGAAAAGUAAAUUUAAAUAGAAGAAACGUUUCAAAACUGUGUGAUUAGUCAAGCCCAGUAAUAAGUGUGAAUGUUGGACUUGUUUCAUUCACUCUUAACUCAGAUCACACCUUUGGUGCUAAUUGGAACACUUUUAUUAAAAGAUGCAUUUGCAAUUUAGAACUGGAAGGUGAGCUUUUUCAAAUAAUUUAAAGCUUUCAUUAAAAAAUAUUUUCUGGGGUCAAAUAUUGGUAAUGUCCUAGGGAAAUAUAUUGAUGAGAAUGUUUUAAAAGGCCUGGUGUGGUGGUUCAUGCCUGUAAUGCCAGCACUCAGGAGGAUGAAAAGAUCACCAUGAAUCUGAAACCAGCUUUCAUGGAUCACAGAGUGACCUUAUCCAAUAUUCCCAGGAUAAAUGAAAUGUAUCAAGAUCUGCUAAUGGCUGCCUGUGAACAUGGGAAACUAGGAGAAUUGGUGAAGAGUGCUCUUGGAUAACCACCCUGGAUUCUGCCUCUCUUACCCACAUUCUACUUUCGACACAUGAUCAUGCCUUGGUAGAUGACUUGGGAGCCUAGAUUACCCUUAUAGGGUAAGAUGAACAACAUGGACAGCAGAGACUCACCUGCUCUUGUACUCUAAGUAGUGCAUUCACGUACUCCCAGGCUUUCUAAUGUCAGUAAAGACAAGGCUGACUUUAGAGACAAGAGGCCCCUUUGUGCCCUUCUAAGGCCUGGUUGUUGGGUUCUGUUCUGUUCUGUUCUGUUUUGUUUUGUUUUGUUUUGUUUUGUUUUGUUUUGUUUUGAGAUAAGGUCUCAUACAGCCUAUGCUAGUCUCAGAUUUGUUGUUUAGCUAAGUUGGCAACCUUUAACUCCUGAUCCUUCUGCCUCCUUCCUAAAUAGUAGAGAAGCGUCUGCUGCCAAGGCCAGAUUACAAGAGGAAAUUGAGACAGAUUCCUGCUUCUUUUAGUUUCCCUCCAGCCUUUGGUGGUGUAUACCUGGACCUCCCUCCAGUGUCGACACGACAUGAAUUUCAGAUUAUGAGAACCAGUGUGUACAUCACUUUUGUUGUGUAGGUGAUGGAAGACACAAUACACCUGUGUAACGUGUGUAAGGGGGUUCACAUGCCUGUGCAGCCAUCCUCUGACAGCAUAGAGAAGUAGCAAAGCCAGUUGCUAGACUGCACUUCUGCUCCUGUGCGCCACAGUUAAAUGUAUGGAGUUAUUCAGAGCAAGAGCUCUGAAACGGACUCUAUGAACGCUCAUUUAACAUCUGCCAGCUGGGUAGUUUAUCCAACCACAGCGACGUGAUACUGACACUAUGACAUCACACUCAGAGCAGCUGACAGACUCAAAGAGGAGAUAUACAUAAAAUGUUUAGGAAAGGACAUAGCUGUCUUCAUUGCUCUAUAAAGCUCACAGGCAUUAAUAUAAUUAGUUCAUUGGUUUGCUUACCAUAGAAAUGGAUCUCACUUUACAUUAUGGUGCACAUAAUAUAUCUUUUGGUGGCAUCUAUUGAAGGUUCACUUGUCAAUCCAGCACUCAGGAGCAGGGAGUUGCAGGAGCGUUGAGGUUCGUCAAUAGCAGGAUACAGAACAUAGUGAGUACUAGGCCAGUCAAGACUGCAUAGCAAACUCUCUGUGAAAAGAACCAAAACAGGUCAGGGAGAGGCAGAUGUAGACCGAAUUGCAAUUAAAAGAGCAAUCUUCUAUCACUUUGAGAACAUAAACAAUCAAUUUAUAUAAUUGCCAUGCACACGUAAUUAUUGGCAACACUCCACUUCCAGGCUUUCAUGUGGGAGAAGGAAUAGCAGCCUCUUUCAGACAAGUUAUAUCUGAGAAUGCAAAGAAAAAGUGAACAAGAAAUGUUUCCUACAAACAUCUCUGGAGAACUUUCUAAAGUUUCCAUGCUGCCAACAAAGAAGGUGUGAGAUGCCAUUGUCACUAUCCAAAAAGAUUCCACCACACACACAUACACACACACAUGCUUACACAUACACACAAAUAUAUACACAUAUACAUACAUACACAUAUAAAAACAUGCAUACAUGUACAAACAUAUAAACACAUGUACAUGCAUAUGCACACAAACACACACACACAUACACACAGGCACACAUGUACACACAUAUACAUGCACACAUACCUAAACACAGACACAUAUACACAUGAAAUGCACACAGACACACAGAGAAACCACUAGACAUAGUGUGUGAAGUAGAGUAGAGUAACAACAGAGAAAAGUGAGACAUGGCGUUGCUGUAACUUAUUCAACUCCUACCUUUGUUUUACAGACAUCAGAAAAUUAAUGAAAUCAUACUGGCCCAUGAAUAGAUGAUAAAUAUUUAUUGAAAAAUUGGAUGUGAUACUUAAAGUUACUGUAGUCCCACAGUCUUCCUAAAAGCAAUACAUCUUUAUUUCAAGGGGAGGGAUUUUUCACAGAGCUUCAUUUAGCCCCAUACCAUUUAAAUGCUAUUUAAAUGAGAGUAAAACGCAAGGCGCCUCCCAGGAAAGAAUGCCAGACUUCCAGCAUUUCUCCAGGACUAAUUCAUCCUUUUGUUUUCCAUCUUUAUUAACUUGAGUAUUUCUUAUUUACAUUUCAAAUGUUAUUCCCUUUCUUGGUUUCCAGGCCAACAUCUUCCUAGCCCCUCCCCCUCCCCUUCUAUAUGGGUGUUCCCCUCCCCAUCCUCCCCCCAUUGCCACCCUCCCCCCAACAGUCUAGUUCACUGGGGGUUCAGUCUUAGCAGGACCCAGGGCUUCCUCUUCCACUGGUGCUCUUACUAGGAUAUUCACUGCUACCUAUGAGGUAGGAGCCCAGGGUCAGUCCAUGUAUAGUCUUUAGGUAGUGGCUUAGUCCCUGGAAGCCCUGGUUGGUUGGCAUUGUUGUUCAUAUGGGGUCUCGAGCCCCUUCAAGCUCUUCCAGUUCUUUCUAAGAUUCCUUCAACGGGGGUCCCGUUCUCAGUUCAGUGGUUUAAUGAUGGCAUUUGCCUCUGUAUUUGCUGUAUUCUGGCUGUGUCUCUCAGGAGAGAUCUACAUCCGGCUCCUGUCAGUCUGCACUUCUUUGCUUCAUCCAUCUUGUCUAAUUGGAUGGCUGUAUAUGUAUGGGCCACAUGUGGGGCAGGCUCUGAAUGGGUGUUCCUUCUGCCUCUGUUCUAAACUUUGCCUUUCUCUUCCCUGCCAAGGGUAUUCUUGUUCCCCUUUUAAAGAAGGAGUGAAGUAUUCGCAUUUUGGUCAUCCUUCUUGAGUUUCAUGUGUUCUGUGCAUCUAGGGUAAUUCAAGCAUUUGGGCUAAUAGCCACUUAUCAAUGAGUGCAUACCAUGUGUGUUUUUCUGUGAUUGGGUUACCUCACUCAGGAUGAUAUUUUCCAGUUCCCUCCAUUUGCCUACGAAUUUCAUAAAGUCAUUGUUUUUGAUAGCCGAGUAGUAUUCCAUUGUGUAGAUGUACCACAUUUUCUGUAUCCAUUCCUCAGAUGUUGAAGGGCAUGUGGGUUCUUUCUAGCUUCUGGCUAUUAUAAAUAAGGCUGCUAUGAACAUAGUGGAGCACGUGUCUUUGUUAUAUGUUGGAGCAUCUUUUGGGUAUAUGCCUAAGAGAGGUAUAGGUGGAUCCUCAGGCAGUUCAAUAUCCAAUUUUCUGAGGAACCUCCAGACUGAUUUCCAUGAGUGGUUGUACCAGUCUGUAAUCCCACCAACAAUGGAGGAGUGUUCCUCUUUCUCCACAUCCUUGCCAGCAUCUGCUGUUGCAGAGUUUUUGCUCUGGUUUUCUGACUGGUGUGAUAUAUCAAAAUAUCAGAGUUGUUUUGAUUUGCAUUUCCCCUAUGACUAAAGAUGUUGGACAUUUCCAACCAUUCGACAUUCCUCAGCUGUGAAUUCUUUAUUUAGCUCUGAACCCCAUUUUUUAAUAGGGUUAUUUGUCUCCUUACAGUCUAACUUAGUGGGAUUCUUUGUAUAUUUUGGAUAUAAGCCCUUUUUCAAUUCCAGGAUUGGUAAAGAUAUUUUCCCAAUUUGUUAGUUGCCAUUUUGUCUUAACAACAGUGUCCUUUGCCUUACAGAAACUUUGUAGUUUUAUGAGAUCCCAUUUGUCGAUUCUUGAUCUUAGAGCAUAAGCCAUUGGUGUUUUGUUCAGGAAAUUUUCUCCAGUGCCCAUGUAUUCGAGAUGCUUCCCCACUUUUUCUUCUAUUAGUUUGAGUGCAUCUGGCUUGAUGUGGAGGUCCUUGAUCCACUUGGACUUAAGCUUUGUACAGGGUGAUAAGAAUGGAUUGAUCUGCAUUCUUCUACAUGUUGACCUCCAGUUGAACCAGCACCAUUUGCUGAAAAUGCUAUCUUUUUUCCAUUGGUUGGUUUUGUCUCCUUUGUCAAAAAUCAAGUGACCAUUGGUGUGUGGGUUCAUUUCUGGGUCUUCAAUUCUAUUCCACUUGUCUAUCUGUCUGUCUCUGUACCAAUACCAUACAGUGUUCUAUCACUAUUGCUCUGUAAUACUGCUUGAGUUCAGAGAUAGUGAUUCCCCCUGCAGUCCUUUUAUUGUUGAGGACAGUUUUAGCUAUCCUGGGUUUCAUCCCAGGUAUGCAGGGAUGGUUUAAUAUACAGAAAACUAUCAACGUAAUCCACUAUAUUAACAAACUGAAAGAUAAAAACCACAUGGUCAUUUCAUUAGAUGCUGAAAAAGUAUUUGACAAAAUUCAACACCACUUCAUGGUAAAAGUCCUAGAAAGAACAGGAAUUCAAGGCCCAUACCUAAACAUAGUAAAAGCCAUAUACAGCAAACCAGUUGCUAACAUUAAACUAAAUGGAGAGAAACUUGAAGCAAUCCCACUAAAAUCAGGGACUAGACAAGGCUGCCCACUCUCUCCCUACUUAUUCAAUAUAGUUCUCGAAGUUCUAGCCAUAGCAAUCAGACAACAAAAGGAGAUCAAAGGGAUUGGAAAGGAAGAAGUCAAAAUAUCACUAUUUGCAGAUGAUAUGAUAGUAUAUUUAAGUGAUCCCAAAAGUUCCACCAGAGAACUACUAAAGCUGAUAAACAACUUCAGCAAAGUGGCUGGCUAUAAAAUUAACUCAAAUAAAUCAGUAGCCUUCCUCUACACAAAAGAGAAACAAGCCGAGAAAGAAACCCUUCAUAAUAGUCCCAAAUAAUAUAAAAUACCUCAGUGUGACUUUAACCAAGCAAGUGAAAGAUCUGUAUGAUAAGAACUUCAAGCCUCUAAAGAAAGAAAUUGUAGAAGAUCUCAGAAGAUGGAAAGAUCUCCCAUGCUCAUGGAUUGGCAGGAUUAAUAUAUUAAAAAUGGCCAUUUUACCAAAAGCGAUCUACAGAUUCAGUGCAAUCCCCAUGAAAAUUCCAAUCCAAUUCUUCAUAGAGUUAGACAGAACAAUUUGCAAAUUCAUCUGGAAUAACAAAAAAACCCAGGAUAGCUAAAACUAAUUCAUCCUUUAACAUUGACUACAUUGUUUCCUUUCUUAGCUCUGAAAGGAAACACAUCUUUUCAUUGUUUUCUUCUCUCAGGUGUCCUCAGUGUCUGAGCCUCGAUUGUUUCUCCUUGAAGUUAAAAUGUUUCUAGAUAUACUCACCUCUCUACACCUUUCUUCCUGUUGUUCAUGCAGUUUAAUUUUGCAAAAUCCCUUAACAGUCAGGCUUCCUGGAUAACUUAGUUGCAAUUCUUCCAUUCUGGAAGAACAGCUUUUUCCACUGCCCUGUGUCUUUCCUGUAUUUGUUGCCUUUAGAUAUCUCUGUUAGUGCUUAAAAUUUUUUGUUCCUUUUUGAAUCAAUUCAAACCACAUUAGAAGAAAAAUUAUUUUUAGUAACAUUUGCUUCCAGUGUUUCUUGGUGCUGACUAAGGCAACUUAGGGGAGAAAGGAUUUGUUUUAGUUCACAGUUCUCAGUUUUAGUCAAUCUGUGAGGAAGUCAAGACUACAGGAACUUGAAGUAGCUGAAAGAGGCCACUGACAAGAGCAGGGAGAGAAUGAAUGAAUGAAUGAAUGCAUGAAUGCAGGCUUGUAGUUAGGGCCCUUCUCUCCACUCAUUCAGCUCAAGAUUUGCUGCCUAGGAAAUGGUGCUACGCAGGCUGGGCAAGUUUCCCCAGCUCAGUUAAUAUAAUCUGUAUACCUUCUACAUCACAGGCACAAUCUAAUUAAGACAAUCCAUCCUUGAUAUUCCCUUUCCCAGGUGAUUCUAUAUUGUUUCUAGUUGACCAUUCAAACUAAACAUCACAUGAUAUAUGGAAAAUGGAUGGGACACAAAGAACCAACAAUAUUUGCAGAACUAGAACAUGUUUUUCCUCCUAAUUCUUGCACAUCUGCCUGUCAUCUUGAAGCCAUUUGUGCUGCCGUCCGUGAUUUCUGAACUGUGAUGGUCUAAUAACACCACUUGUUCCUUAAAAGCUGCCCCUGCUUCUAAUUAAAGCAACUAUUUGACACCAAUGGAGUAGAGUCCAGACCUUGCUCCGUGUCUUUCCAGAUCUAACGUGGGUCACCGUGGGCCUUGGGUCAUGUAUCUCCUGUUCCAUCACACCCACACUGAAUUCAUGUUUCUCAAGAAUAGAUUUUAUUUUUACAUAAAAGCUUUACGAUUCCUUCUCUCUUUCUUUUUUCUUUCCGUCUACCAUGGCCUGGCUACUUAUAUACCAUAUUCAAAAUGAGAUAUUAUUUUAUUCUAAACAUCAUGGCUGGAUUUCCCCACUAGGUCUAGCCAUAGCCUGAGUUGAUACUUUUGCCUAUGUGAUCUAAGUGGGUCAGAAUGUGAUUCUUCUAUGUACCAAAUUAUUUGGUUUUCUCACAUGUAUUUAUUGGGGGUAGGGUGAUAGGUGCAUGUAGGGAUAUACAUAGAGGCCUUAUUAUUAUGAUACCAUUUGUGCAGGUCCAGAUCUUCCCUUCUACCAUGAAUGUCCUGGAACCCAAUUAAACUCUCUGACUUAGGCAAUUGUACUGGCAACCAAGUCGUAACUUUAGACGGAGGCAGACUUACCAUCAGGAUCAGAGUCUGAAGCUAAGUGUGCUGCCUCCGUCUAUAAUCCCAUCACCGAGGAAGAUGAAGCAGGGGGUUGCUAGUUCUGGCUAGCUUGGACUAGAGUUGAAACUCUGUCACAAGAAAAAAAGACAAUAGAAGAACCUACAGAUUUCAUUAAGUUGUAGAUCAGCCCCAGUGUUUCUGAUUCACUGGACCCAGGAAGAGUCUCGCAGAGUUGAUUUUCUAACUGCUACUGUUGAUGUUAGUGAUGCUGUUUCAGUGAUUGAACUUGGUAGGACAUUUGUUUAUCGGUUUUGCUAAGUUCUCUGUUCAAUGUCUUCAGAGUAAUUAGUGGGAGUACACACUCAGCAUUGCCAUGAGUUAGUGCACAAUUCAGGGCAGCUAAUCAUCCUUUCACACUUUGAGUGCUUUUGUGGCACUGUUAACUGGCCAUGGCGAGAGAAUGGGAACUGUUCGAAGAAUGGGGAUUACAUUGGUUUUACUAGGACUAUGGCAUGAUGGCCUUUCAGAUAUUCUAAUUCAUCCCCCUAUGUUCUUGGUAUUCUAUGGAGCGUUUCUUGCCAAUAGGUGACUCAGAAACUAGAACUUCCAAUUCUAAGAGGAUUUCUGAGGUGACUUAAAAGAGAUGGAAGGCUGGAAAACAGAAGUCCGUGACCUUAGAUAGGUGGGACCACUUUCCUUGGUAGACUAGGCGCAGAAGCAUAGUUUCGCCCACCUGGGUUUUGAGAAUGUCUCACACCAUGAAGGUGGUUGAAAAGCUCUCAGGGAGAACUUUCCCUCGGGAUGGAGACCCUCCAACUCCAAAGACCAGACCGAGACACCACAGGAUGCAAUCAGCAAGAGGAUUUGGUUUAUUGUCGGGAUACACAGGCACAGGCACCUGCGGGCACUUCAGUCACUCGGGGGACUGGCGCGCCCCACGGAACCAAGGAUGGGCUUUUUAUAGGAUUUUGGGGAGCAGAAGCAAGCAUACGGAAGCAGAUGCAUGGUUACAGGGAUAUAAUUGGUGGAUUCUAAUGUGGCAAGGGUUCAGCCGGGGGGCAAGUUUCCUAGCUACCUUCCUGAAACAUAAGGACUGACUCGGCCCCCCAAGGGUUCAGCCCGGGGGCAAGUUUCUUAGCUACCUUUCUGGAACAUAACGGCUGACUCGGCCCCCCCACCAGGGUGUGGGACCUCUCCCGGGGUCGUCCUGUUGCCAGGCCUUCAACCAAACACAUCUUGCUUGGCAGCCGCUGUGUACUCAGUGUUCUAACCUUUCUCUGAACCAGUCAUCUUAAGUACAGCCUUGCAAAAUGGCAUUACUGCUGCUAAGCUGGGGUCUUUCAGUGGUAAAGAAGGUCUGGGGAGAAAGAUGGCUGCAACCAUUUAUAGGGUUGGAAGUUACUGAACCAUGUUUUCUCUUCUGGUUCUCUUUUCUGGAGUUACUUUGCCUGGCUUCAGGUAAAGCUGGGAGGUGUAGUCUUUUAGCAGGAAACUAUCAUUUCAAAAUCUAAGGAGACUAGAAAACUGGAGAUGCAGAAAAAUGGGGGCAUAGGCUCUUAAGUUGUUUCCUGCUGAGGAGGGUCACUGUUGGAAGCUCAGUGCUGUUGAAGAAAGGAGUCUUGUGCUCAGUCAGCCGGAGGGAAGUUUUAACUCAGUUGGUUCUGAUGGACCACGUGAUUGCCACCCUGCAACUCUGGAGAAACCUUUGAAUAACAAUCUGUAAGCAGAUGAUUUGGUAGCAGAGUAAAACUGAGAUUUUCCAGGAAAGUGGGCAGAAAUGGAGGUGCAGCAGUGGGAGGGAUGGAGUGAGUCAGAGGAAGUGGGCAUGGAGUUGAUGCAUAGAGCCUAGUCCCACUGCUGGACUGCGGCAUCACAGUGAGCUAGCAAAAGCAACAGAACACCAAAAGACAGAAAGGAGAGGAAAAUACAGGACUAUUGUAAAGAAUUGUAUCUGGCCUGGGGUGAAGGUUGAAGGUCCCCUGCAGCCAGCGUUUCUCCACGGUGCCUGAAAAGUUCUUCUGCUGAUAUCUCAGGGAACAAGUAGAACAAAUUGAGCUGCUUGUGGAGUGAGAGCCAUUGGGAGAAUUUAUGUGGAACAUUCGGUUUGGUUAAAGAGUGAAGUUCAGUAAGUAAAACAGUUAAAAGACAGGGACGAAGUGAACAAAGGCAGAAUCCUAGCACGGGAGGAGCAGGAAUCCCUUAGUUAGGAGGAGGCUGUGAUUGAAGUUUUUAUGUUCCCAGUGUGUGGGGCCUCAUGUGAAAGCAGAUAUGAGUAUUGGUGUGGAAGCAGCACUGGUCCUGGGGAGGGCGCACAUCCACCAUUAGCUGUGCUCAGACCCCUUUACUUCAGAAUACUGCAGCAAGCAAGGAGUCUAGCUGGCCGUGGAUGGUGAGCUGAUCUGAGAUUUCUCCAAGGACUCCUCUGAGAGCUGUCAAGACAGGUUACUUAAUUCAAAGUAGACCUCAGUCCAGCUGUUUUAAUUCUGAAUCUUGAAAAUAAUACCUAGAGUGGCAAGAAGACAGAUAAGUUGGAUAAGCCAUGAUUCACUGGUCACCUUAACUGCUUUUAGGGCCUGGGGGUGCCAAUCUCUCUUUCUGCUUCAAGCUGAUAUAAGUUGACAGUGGUGGUCAGCAGUUAAGAGUUCAUCAGAAGAAAUCUAUCUAGAGGGCCAUGAUAAAAGGUGACAAAGACCCAGAAGCUAAGUCAGGAGGUAAAACUGUACAACUUUUUGAGGACAAAGAAAGAAAGUAACAUCAAGGUUAGAAUUAGUCAAUAUAAGGUGAAACAAAAUUAACACAAGGUAAAAUCCAACUGAUUUUUGAAUCUUAUUAUCCACAAACUUUAAGUUCACUUUAAAUUUAUCUUGAAUUCCUUGCUUUAGGGUUAAUUUUCAGAACAUAUAGAGAGAGUGAUAUAUAGGGAGAAAUACACUGGUCUCUCCCUCUAAGCUUAUCUCUAUAAAUAAAUUACACUCGUACUUAGCAUGAUUGUAACAUAGUUUUGAGGCAUAUUAAAAAAUGUGACUGUUUACAACAGAACUGAUCAUUAACUUAUACAAUGUUAAUUAUCUUUGAUAGUUAAUAACUUGUAGGCCUGGCAUCUCCAUCUUAAUCCAGGGAAAAGAAACCCUGGUGAAGGCCUGGUGUUGUCUUUGUGCUCUAAUGAGAAGGAGAUAUAAUGCUAACCAGGGGAUGCAGAAGGGUACCGCCAUAAUUGGUUUAUGCUACAGGGUCAAAUUAACCAAGACGGUGGUGAAGUCACAUGGCAUGCCUUCUUUGUAACCAUAGUAAAAAUAGUGGCCAAGUGUCAUGGCUGUUUUCAUCUUGAUGAGGGCAAUAGGGUGACGGCCAAUCACAUGGUGGCUUCCAUCUUGCUGAGGUCAUUGGUCAGGAACAUAAUUGUUCUUUAUUCAGGGAAGUGCAGCACCUUGAGCAGGUAAUCAUAUCAAACACACCUGUUUUUUGUUUGUUUGGUUUUUGCUUUUGCUUCAGAAAACAUCUCUUUUUCCUAACCAAGAGUUGAAUCCAAGUUACAUAUGAGGGACUGAAGUUGGCCCAAGACACCCCAGACCGAGUUCUCAGCACAAAGGAGGUUUAUUGGUCCUAGAGGGUCAAAAGGCAGGGGAUAAAAGACAAAGACAGGUGAUAGAGAAACAGGAAGAAGGGGAAAGGAAAAUGGGGUAGGGGGAGAGUAUUUGUCCUAGACAGACAAAGGACUGCUUCUGGAUAGAGAGGAGACAGGUGUGGCCCAUAAGCAGAUUGCAGUUUAUGAAAUGAAAAGGGGAAACCCCAUGUUAGGAUGAGGUAUUUAACUUUGAUUGGGCAUGGUAAUUAGGGGAGCUGAAAGGGGCUUUUAAUUGUUGGACUUCAGUACUUUGAUAGCUUGACCUUUGGUGGUCAGCAUCAAGAGGAAGAGGUGGCCAUAUAAGGAAAUGGACAUUGGUGGCAAGCAUUAGCAAUGUAAUCUAAUGGUUUAUCAAGGUACAGGGAAUGAGGAUGAAGUGCAAAAGCUGUUGGUGACAUGUUUGCCAUGCUGAGGCCUGCUAGAGCCCUUCAACCUAUAUGGUAAACCUGUAGCAGGUUAAGAUUACUUGUACAUGGACUUUUAACUGUUAAUCCCUUUUUGGAACAAAUUCUAAGUUAACUUUUUUCUUGCUUUACAGCCUUUUAAACUAUAUUCCCAAUGGUUUUAUAGAUCCUGAGGUAAAGAAAGUUUUCAUUUCAUCCAAAGCUUCAAAGAUACCCACAACCUUGAAAGCUUUAGUAAACAAAACCAGCGUCUUAGUUAGGGUUUCAAUUGCUGUGAAGGGGCACCAUGACCAUGGCAACUCUUAGGAAGGAAAACAUUUAAUGGGGGCUGACUUACUGGUUUCAGAAGUUAAGUCCAUUAUCGUGGUGGGAAGCAUAACUGUGGCAGCAUGCAGACAGACAUGGUGCAGAAGGAACUGAGAGUCCUACAUCUUGAUCUGCACCCAGCAGAAAGAGAUGAUGAGCCAUUAAGCCUGGCUUGACCUCCUGAGCCUUCACGACCCGCUCCCAGUGACAUACUUCCCCCAACAAGACCAUGUGCACUUCAACAGGGCUACACCUCCUAAUAGCGCUGCUCCCUAUGGGCCUACAGGGGAAAGGGGAGGUCAUUUUUAUUCAAACAAGCACAAUCAAAAUGGGGGUAGUAUGCUUAGCACUAAAAGACAUAUUUAGGCUUUGGAGGGGGCAGAAACAAAGGCAGACCUGUAAGGGUCCAUGAUUGGCUAAAGAAUGAUACCCCAAACUUCAAAAGCAAAGAGCGUUUUAUUCUGCAGGAGUCCAGGACACUGGGACCUGCGGUCUACCAAGAUGCAGGUGGUCCAGUAAGUUCUCAGGCCCUAUUUAAAACACAUUAGGGGCAUUCUGGGAGGGGUAGGUGAACUCUAUCUUAAUCUGUUGGCUCUAAGAACAGUCUAGUACCAUGACUGGGGCAUGGGGGCCUGGAAACCGUUGCUGGGGAGGUCUGGAAACUAUUGCUGAUCCACUGUCCUUGCCUCAGGCCAGGUGGCAGGGCAGCUUCUGAUGGCAGGGCAGGCUACCCGAGGCCUGGGCUUUUUUCAGGAACUGACUUGCCUGGACUUGCCCAGUUCUUGGAAACAGAGAUUUAGGCCUAGUCUCCUGAACUGCCAAUUUGAAGCCUAUCAUGGAGUCAGCCUAGUCUGUCUCAGGCCAAAGGCAUAAGACAAAAGGAUCGUUUCUUAUCUCAGGAACUGUAAUGAUACAAAUUUAGAGGACCAAUAGAAGGAGCAGUAGUUUCCUCCUGUAGUCCCUUCCUUUUGGAAUUACCUUGUCUGGAUGCAAGGGAAACUGGGAGAUGUAGUCUUUUGGCAGGAAACUCUUAUUCUACAAGCAACUUAGUUUACUCUAAGAAUUACAAUGAAUAGCAACACACACCACCCGUUGACCUCUGUGGCUUGAAUUCCAUCCUGAAUAAAAGCAGUUACAGUCAUACAUUUUCCCCAAGAAAGGCAGAAACAGAUACCUUUGUUUAACAAGGUAUUUUUAUAUGAAGAAUUUAAUUUUCAGUUCUUUGCAUUCACACAAAGCUUCUUGUUUUGAGGAGUUAUUUCUGCUUUUGUUUGUCUUUCCAAUCCUGCUCUUCUCUUUGGCUUUCAAACUUAGAAUUUUGUGUUUGCUCAUUUGUUUAGCAAAUGCUUCCCAUCCUCUGCCAAGUGGUAAGCAUUUUUGUCAUGGAGGUGAUGCUUCAUUAAGAACAAAAUCCAUGCUUCCUAAAGCCUUAAACAUUGUAUUUUCUACAAUGUAUUAGCUUCCUCGGUCCUUUGCCUAAUUUGAGCUUCUGCUGGUAUGCAUGGUGUCUAAUUGAACUUUGAUUCUGUAGUUCAAUAUCUAGUGCCAUGUGGUAGUCACUUGUGAAUGAUUAGUAUUUACACAGGUCAUUCUUUUUUUUUUUUUUUUUUUAAAGAUUUAUUCAUUUAUUAUAUACAAGUACACUGUAGCUGUCUUCAGACCCACCAGAAGAGGGCACCAGAUCUCUUUAUAGAUGGUUGUGAGCCACCAUGUGGUUGCUGGGAAUUGAACUCAUGACCUCUGGAAGAGCAGUCGGGUGCUCUUAACCGCUGAGCCAUCUCUCCAGCCCUACACAGGUCAUUCUUAUUAUUAGAGUAAGCAAUGGAGGUGAGCAUCAAUGACUAUAAAGGGCUCGUCCAUGACAUCGGCUCUAGUUAAUAGUCUGUGAAUUACCAUUUCAACUAGCCCAUCAAUUAUGGGAGCCUUUUAUGUCAGGAUCCAGACUUCAAGCUUCUUGGGAAGUUUUACUUCUUUUGGGAACUCAUUUGUUUGCCUUGGUUUUGUAUGAGGCUAGGGUACUUAAAACUAGAUAGUGCUAAAGACUAUCAUUUACCAAACUCACCAUGUUCUUGCUUUGUUUCAGUUAUCCUUAAAAAGAAGAGGAAGUAAAGAUUUGCCAAAAUCGGAAAAAAA
Messenger RNA from Rattus norvegicus (Norway rat), 39442 nucleotides. RefSeq names its product MTCL family member 3 (gene Mtcl3). Gene Ontology annotation, cellular component: extracellular region; membrane. Lineage: Eukaryota; Metazoa; Chordata; Mammalia; Rodentia; Muridae. Gene Ontology annotation, biological process: regulation of autophagy. The record is from RefSeq and is a predicted model, not a curated record.